AUGGCAACUCCUCCGCGAGUUCAACUUGUUUUUGGUGCUGGAGGUAUCGGGGAGGGUACCAUAACCCACGCCUGGACCACUGGCGAGCAAACUUCCGAACUUCUCGACGUAUUGAAGGAGCUAGAGAUCACGGAAUUGGACUCAGCGGCAUCCUCUCCACCGGGAAGUCCACGGGUCAGUGAACGAUUAUUGGGUGAGAGCCGUGCAGCUGGGAAGGGAUUUGUGAUUGACACAAAAAUCGAGCGGACAGCCAUCAGCGGUGGGUUGUCCGAGGCUGCCAUUGAUUCGAGCUUGAAGAAAAGUUUGGAAUUACUGGGUGUGAAGCAAUGCAACAUCCUGUAUGCGCAUUUCCCAGACCCAAACACUCCCGUCGAGGAGAGUGCUCGGGCUUUUGAUAAGCAUUACCGAGCUGGACUUUUCAGAGAGCUUGGCUUAUGCAAUCACUCCUACAAGCAAGUGAGAGAAUGGUUGCAAGUUUGCAAGAGACAUAAUUAUGUUAAACCCACCGUCUGGCAAGGUCAUUACAACGCCAUCAGGAGAGCGCCUGAAACAGAACUUUUCCCAUUCUUGAAAGAGAAUGUUAUCCGAAUACAUGCUUACAGCCCACUCGCAGGAGGUUUUCUAACAGGAAAGGUAAGUCUGGCUACUGAAGCAGGGACACUUUCUGGAGGUCGCUGGGAACCAGGUCGCUUUCCAUUUUAUAUUAAAGCAUUCGAUAAACCGGCUAUUCACACUGCUAUGAUUGCAUUUUGUAAGAAAUGUGAUGCUGCAGGUGUAACGCCGACGGAAGUCAGUUUGAGAUGGAUUGUGCAUCAUUCAGCUUUAGGAGAGGGAGAUGCGAUCAUUCUUGGGGCGUCGAGGCUCGAUCAGUUGAGGAGUAAUGUCGAGUUUUGUAAGAAGGGGCGUUUGAAUAAGCAGCUGCUGGAGGCUUAUGAGGAGCUUUGGAAGGGUGUUGAGAAGGAUCCUCCAGAAUGGUUUUGA
Molecule: messenger RNA, 981 nt
Organism: Talaromyces stipitatus ATCC 10500
Lineage: Eukaryota; Fungi; Ascomycota; Eurotiomycetes; Eurotiales; Trichocomaceae
Product: aldo/keto reductase, putative
Exons: 3
Coding region: 1-981 (326 amino acids)
Cellular component (GO): cytosol
Source: RefSeq, a predicted model, not a curated record